AUGCGUCCAACAUCGGCCCGUCUCUUUCAGUGCUUCCGGGCACUGCAACAUGAAAAUCCAUUAGGUCUCCCUCGAUCAGGAACGCCGCCAACCUGGGGUAAACGCCCGGUCCGUCGCAAAAUCACAGGUGUCGAGAAAGUCAUUGCAGUAUCCUCAGCCAAAGGUGGUGUAGGCAAAAGCACAGUUGCAGCAAAUUUGUCUCUGGCUUUCGCUCGUCUUGGCUUUCGUGCUGGAAUCCUAGACACUGAUAUCUUUGGUCCAUCUAUUCCAACCUUGUUUGACCUCGCAGGAGAACCGAGGUUAUCAAAUAAUAACCAGCUCAUCCCUCUCACAAACUAUGGCGUCAAGACCAUGUCCAUGGGCUAUCUAGUUGGCGAGAAUACACCAGUAGUUUGGCGAGGUCCCAUGGUGAUGAAAGCUAUUCAGCAGCUUCUACAUGAGGUAGAAUGGGGCGGUCUGGAUGUUCUUGUCCUAGACCUUCCUCCAGGUACAGGAGAUACACAGUUGACCAUCACACAGCAGGUCAUUUUAGAUGGCUCUGUCAUCGUCACGACUCCUCAUACUCUUGCCACCAAAGAUGCUGCCAAAGGUAUCAACAUGUUCAAAACAGUUGAUGUCAAUAUCCUGGGCCUGGUACAGAACAUGUCAUUGUUCACAUGCCCUCAUUGUCAUGGAGAAACCAACAUCUUUGGUUCCAAUGCAAGGGUCGAAAAGUUAUGCCAAGAGCAUCAGAUCGACUUUUUAGGCGAUAUCCCAUUACAUCCCAAUAUUGGAGAUGAUGGGGACAGAGGAAAGCCCACAGUAGUUGCAGAACCUACGAGUGAGAGGGCUAGUGCCUUUUUGAAGAUAGCACAAGAUAUCUGUCCCAAGAUCGAUCUUAGCGGUAAAUAG
Fusarium tjaetaba is the source of this 891-nucleotide messenger RNA. Its product is annotated as nucleotide-binding protein. Lineage: Eukaryota; Fungi; Ascomycota; Sordariomycetes; Hypocreales; Nectriaceae. The record is from RefSeq and is a predicted model, not a curated record. Gene Ontology annotation, cellular component: mitochondrion. Gene Ontology annotation, molecular function: ATP-dependent FeS chaperone activity; 4 iron, 4 sulfur cluster binding; ATP binding. Bases 1 to 891 code for a protein of 296 amino acids. The transcript is spliced from 5 exons. Gene Ontology annotation, biological process: mitochondrial respiratory chain complex I assembly; iron-sulfur cluster assembly.